Messenger RNA from Lachancea dasiensis, 900 nucleotides. The record is from the annotation of a GenBank genome assembly. Lineage: Eukaryota; Fungi; Ascomycota; Saccharomycetes; Saccharomycetales; Saccharomycetaceae.
AUGAACCUACUAGACCAGUACCUGAGCGAAGAAGAAGAAGAAGAAGUCAAGUCAAAAGCCGCAUUAGAAAGAGGCAUUGGUAUACGUGACAGCCAGCCGCGUUUGAAACCUUUGCCGGAUCAAAUUCUAGAUAAAUAUCAUAUCAGUCCCAAUAUCGAAAAAUAUAGCGGGGAAGAUAUGAACACAAUUGCGCGGGGCUGGACUAGCUUCGCGUUUGUUGAAAUGCGACCUUCGCAUCGGCAGCGCUUGCAGAUUGACUCGCUGGUGCACACCGUGGGCCUGCAAUUGAGGUCGGAAAUAGGACUGGAAUUCCAGCCCUUGCAUAUCAGUGAGCUGGGAUCGCCGCUACCAUUACAUGUGUCCCUGGGACCAAACUUCAGCUUCCAAACCUCCCAAGAGCUAAAUGCGUUUGCGCAGAUGCUGCAGGUCGAAACUUGGCAGAAAAUGAAUGCCCCGUUCGAAGUGGGUUUUGAGCCCAUACUGCAAAUCUACGACAAUGUGGACCGCAAUGCCUUGUUUCUCGCGCUGGACGUUUCACAGUCCGUGAAAAACUCUCAUAUUCGUCGACUUUGGACGGCCGUCCAAGAAAGCCUGGACUUUUCUCGCCGUUCCGAUGAAUGUGCGGCUUCCCGAUGUGCCUGGACUUUCGAACGGUCACAUAUGUCAAUCGCCAGAGCAUUUCUCAAACCACCAUCUAUCAAGGCCGCGGGGGGUCACACAAGUGCUGAGCGAACGUUGGAUGCGCAGUAUCGCCGGACUAUCGAACAGCUCAAUAUGCUCUUGGCAAAUCGCCCGGUGGACCGCAGCGUGCUGGACUCCUUGAGAUUUCAAUGUAGUGGAAUCAAGCUGACAAAACAAAGGUCCAACUUGUGGAUCCCCUUCGGCUCGGACACCCAGUAG